GUGGACGGCAGCCAGCGCGUGCUUCCUUGCCGGGAAAUCUGAAUUCUUCUGUUGGAUCCCGUUGGGAGGGGGAACGUAUUUCUUGGCCUCCCAGAGAGUCCGGGAGUUCAGACAUCCUGACAAAUUAGCUCGAACAAAUGGGAUGCUGUGGCAGUAAUCCUAUAGACGAUGAGGAACACCUAGACUACAGCUCAGGAAAUGUGACGAUUAUACCUGACCUAAAGAGUUGGGAAAAGAAAUUGGAAGAUGCAAGUGAAGCCGGUAAAACACUUGUUGUAAAAUUCAGCGCAGUAUGGUGCGGCCCGUGUAGGAUUGCUGCUCCUGUAUACGCAGAACUUUCCUUGAAGCAUUCAGAUCUUGUUUUCGUGUCUGUGGAUGUAGACGAACUUCCGGAACUGGUCACUCAGUUCGACAUACGGGCCACACCAACAUUCAUUUUCCUGAGAGAUAAGAAGGAGAUCGAUAAGCUGGUGGGGGGCAACCAGACAGAUCUGGAGCAGAAGUUCGACCCGUAUUGCCGGCCAGGGGAAGAAGUCAUGUGUAAACAGUCUUCCGAGGAUAGAAUCACCUGACGUGGCUGUGAAUAGAGCUUCAGAAAAUACUCCAUUGGCUGGAAACAUCCAGCAAGUGCCUGUUCAGCGACGUACGUAGGCUUGAGAAACUGACCAGCAGAAGUAGGAUUUCUUGGUAGUGUUGAGAUGUUCAGUCCACAUUCAGCAGUAAAGUAAGUUAGCCCAGCAUCUGUAACUUUGCAUCGCACUGAUCAUAUGAACGACAAAUACAAGACAAUGUACUGAUUGACAGCAGAUGCCUUGUGUACAUUCCCUCUCAUGAA
Messenger RNA from Lolium rigidum, 835 nucleotides. Its product is annotated as thioredoxin H5-like. NCBI's taxonomy places the organism in Eukaryota, Viridiplantae, Streptophyta, Magnoliopsida, Poales, Poaceae. The transcript is spliced from 5 exons. The coding region runs from base 138 to 572 and encodes 144 amino acids. The record is from RefSeq and is a predicted model, not a curated record.